Messenger RNA from Leishmania major strain Friedlin, 804 nucleotides. Its product is annotated as putative mak-16-like RNA binding protein. NCBI's taxonomy places the organism in Eukaryota, Euglenozoa, Kinetoplastea, Trypanosomatida, Trypanosomatidae. Gene Ontology annotation, cellular component: nucleolus; preribosome, large subunit precursor. Bases 1 to 804 code for a protein of 267 amino acids. The transcript has a single exon. Gene Ontology annotation, biological process: maturation of LSU-rRNA; maturation of 5.8S rRNA. The record is from RefSeq and is a predicted model, not a curated record.
AUGAACCACGAUGAUGCCAUGUGGAACAUAAUGGGCCAGACGUUCUGCUCCUUCAAGGUGAAGACGAACGACGACAAGGUUCGCUUCUGCCGAAACCCGUACAACGUGACUGGUCUCUGCCAGCGUGGUGUGUGCCCGCUCUCCAACGCGCAGUACGCCACCGUCAUCGAGCACGAGGAUGAGCUAUACCUGUACGUCAAAACUGCUGAGCGGGCUCACCUGCCGCGGCGGCAGUGGGAGAAGGUGAAGCUCGAUGUCUCCUUCCCGAAAGCUCUGGCGCAGAUCGACGAGGAGCUGCAGUGGUGGGACCAGAAGCUGGUCAUCAAGAUCAAAGCCCGUUUGCUGCGACUGAAGCAGUACCUGAUGCGCAAGCGGAAAAUGCUGAUGGAGCCGCAGGACGAGUACGUGUCUGUGAACAAGCGUCAGGAGGACAAGCUGCGGCGACGAGAGGAGAAGGCAGAGGCGGCGGCCCGCAUUGAGAUGGAGAUUGAGAAGGAACUUCUCGAUCGUCUGCGCAAGGGUACCUACGAUAGCGUCAUCAACUACAACAAAGAGGCCUUCGAGAAGCUGCUCGACGAUGAGGAGAACCGCGAGGACUUUGAGGCGCUGGAGCAGGACGAAGACGAGGAGUUCCCCGACUUUGUGAUGGAUGAGGAGGACGAAGAGGAGGAGGAUGGGGAAACGGUGCGCGGUGGGCGCAACAAGAGCAAGAGUCGCAAGCGUGAUAAGCUUGUAAUCGAAGAGGAGGUGGAGCGGGAGCUGGCACCGCGCCAGCGGGCGCGCUUGGAGGACCUUGAGUGGUAG